Caenorhabditis sp. 36 PRJEB53466 is the source of this 517-nucleotide messenger RNA. The record is from the annotation of a GenBank genome assembly. Lineage: Eukaryota; Metazoa; Nematoda; Chromadorea; Rhabditida; Rhabditidae.
AUGGCUGAUAUAACCAAGUUUGAAGAAGAAGUGGCAAAGCUUAAGUUGCUUGAAAAAGGUACAUCGAUCGAUUGAGUGCCGUUGAGAUUCGAUGAUUAUUUUCAGACCGUGAUAAGUACUUCAAAAAUCGCCAAGAGAUGGAGAUGAAACUGACGGAGAGCAAGAAUGUCAAAGCGGUUCGAUUCUUUGCACUAUUCUCAUACGUAAUUAUUUGCAGGAGCUCGAUUUGAUGGAUGCCGAUGCGAAGAUCUAUAAGCUCAUCGGGGCUGUGCUCGUUCGCCAAGAGUUGGAAGAGGCCCGCUCUACUGUCGACAAGAGAUUAGAGUUCAUCGAUUCGGAGAUGUAAGUUAGCUCUACGCUUUUCAGUCGUUAAAUUGAGUAUUUUAGUAAACGCGUGGAGGCAAGCAUUUCGGACAUUUCCAAGAAAUCAAACGAGCAGCGCGAUAAAGUGAUCGGAAUGCAGUCGGUUCUUCAAAAAUUAGCGGCUGCUCAGGCACAACCACAAAACAAGCAAUAA